AGAGAAGCAACCCCAUUUGCCCUCGUACUCUAUUCGUCCUCUUCUUUCGUUCCGGCCAUCGAACCCUAAACACUCUCCGAGCUCGAUCACCGGGAAGGCGAUGAUGCCGAUGCGGCUCAUCCGGCGGCUCUCCCGGGUAGCGGAUUCGUCAUCGCAGCACGCCUCGCCGCCUGCCGCCAAGGGGCGGCGGGAGCUCCGGACGGUGCCCCAGGGGCAUGUGCCGAUGUGCGUCGGCGAGGAGAUGGAGCGAUUCGCCGUCCCCGCGGAGGUCCUCGGCCGGCCGGCCUUCCUUGAGCUCCUCCGCCGCUCCGCCCAGGAGUACGGCUACGAGCAGCGCGGCGUGCUCCGAAUCCCCUGCCCCGUGCCGCUCUUCCGCAGGCUCCUCCUCCUCUCGUCCUCCUCCACCACUGCGAACAAACUCGCUCUGGACGAGCUCCUCCUAUCGCUACCGGAACACCUCCCGUCGUCUUCCCCGGCCGACCUGAGCCUCAACUAGGGUUUCGGAGCCUCUUAAUUAGGGCUUUUUUCCUGUGUUUGUGCCCGUGUACAUAUGCUAUCCUGCGCCUUAAUUGGGCCACGAAGGGCUGUUUAGGGAAUUAAUAUUUUUCCUUUGCGCAUUAAUUUUUUUUCCCUCUUUAAAAGAAGGAAUAGAAGUUGCUGCGGCAAUGAAUAGUGUACAUGCUUAAAGAAGCUGUUUUUGGUGUGAGAUUUAUUGAUAUUAUAUUAAUUGUUAAUUAAGUGAGACUUAA
Zingiber officinale is the source of this 749-nucleotide messenger RNA. RefSeq names its product auxin-responsive protein SAUR71-like. The transcript has a single exon. Bases 101 to 496 code for a protein of 131 amino acids. The record is from RefSeq and is a predicted model, not a curated record. NCBI's taxonomy places the organism in Eukaryota, Viridiplantae, Streptophyta, Magnoliopsida, Zingiberales, Zingiberaceae. Gene Ontology annotation, biological process: response to auxin.